AUGAAGAACCAGGUCGACUAUUCGCUGUACCUCGUGACUGACUCGACGGAAGCCAUACUGGGUUCACGAGAUCUCGUUGAAGUUGUUGAGCAGGCUUUGCUUGGAGGCGUGACAAUCGUUCAGUAUCGCGACAAGUCAAGUGACACGGGCGCCCUCAUCUCAACAGCAAAGAGACUGCACGAAAAAUGCAAACAACACAAUAUCCCCCUCCUAAUCAACGACCGUGUCGACGUUGCCCUCGCCGUGGGAUGCGAGGGUGUGCAUCUUGGACAAGAUGAUAUGAACAUUGUCGAGGCGCGCAAGAUCCUGGGAGACGACAAGAUCAUCGGCGCGACAGUGUCUUCUCUGGACGAAUCUAGGAUAGCCGUUGAGCGAGGAGCAGACUACCUAGGCAUCGGAACACUCUACGCCACCAACACGAAGAAGAACAUCAAAGACAUCAUCGGCGUGAACGGCAUCCGUAAGAUCCUGCGCUUUCUCGAUGCCGGCGAUGAUGCUUCCCAGAAAAUCAAAACGGUGUGCAUAGGUGGUGUCAACGCAUCCAACCUCCAACGUGUAGUGCACCAGCUGUGCGCUCCACGCCCCAACACGCCAAAGCCAAAGACCAUCGAUGGCGUUGCCGUAGUCUCCGCAAUCGUAGGCUCCCCAGACCCCAAAACCGCAUCAGCAAACCUGCAGCGCCUUCUCGCUUCCCCACCCCCCUUCAAGGCCACUUCCUCCGAGCCGCACUUCUGGUUCGAAAAAGAAGAAGAUGAAAUCAAAGCUCUCAUGACCGCAUCCACGAAAGCGACCAAACGCGUCCACGAAAAGAGCCCCCUCUCCCACAACAUGACCAACCUCGUAGUCCAGAACUUCGCCGCGAACGUCGCCCUCGCCAUCGGCGCCUCCCCCAUCAUGGCAAACUACGGCGACGAGGCAAUCGACCUGUCGAAACUCGGUGGCGGCCUCGUAGUAAACAUGGGCACCGUGACUCCAGACGGUCUCUCAAACUACGCAAAGGCAAUCACAGCGUACAACGCCGCCGGCGGACCCAUAGUGUUCGACCCCGUAGGCGCGGGCGCAACAGCCAUCCGCAGAGAAGCAACCUCCUUCCUGAUGCGGAGCGGCUACUUCGACUUGAUCAAAGGCAACGAGCGAGAAAUCCUAGCCGUUGCCCGCGCGUCAGGCUUCACGCUGCACGACAACUCGCAGCAACGCGGCGUCGACAGCGGCGACUCACUCUUUUCACUCGAGCAGAGGGCGUACAUUGUCUCCUCCCUCGCCGCCCGCGAGCGCAACGUCGUCCUCAUGACGGGCGCGACAGAUGUCAUCAGCGACGGCACACGCAUGUAUGCCAUUUCCAACGGCCACAAGUAUCUCGGCCUCAUCACUGGUAGCGGCUGCACGCUCGGCACCACGCUGUCCGCGUACCUGGCCGCCAAUCCAGAGGAUAAGCUGCAUGCUGCUGUGGCGGGUAUCCUGCAUUUUGAGAUCGCGGCGCAACAUGCGGCGACACGUGACGAUGUAAAGGGUCCAGGGACGUUUGUGCCCGCGUUUCUCGACGAGCUGUAUAGUCGGGGGUUGGAGAUUGUCGAAGACAGGGGUGACUGGACGGCGUUGCAAAAGAUCGAGUGCAUAAAGAACAUCCCUGAUGCGAAACUGCUCGAGGAGAUACCAUAA
Dothidotthia symphoricarpi CBS 119687 is the source of this 1659-nucleotide messenger RNA. RefSeq names its product TMP-TENI-domain-containing protein. Gene Ontology annotation, cellular component: cytoplasm. Gene Ontology annotation, molecular function: ATP binding; magnesium ion binding; hydroxyethylthiazole kinase activity. Gene Ontology annotation, biological process: thiamine biosynthetic process. Bases 1 to 1659 code for a protein of 552 amino acids. The record is from RefSeq and is a predicted model, not a curated record. NCBI's taxonomy places the organism in Eukaryota, Fungi, Ascomycota, Dothideomycetes, Pleosporales, Dothidotthiaceae. The transcript has 2 exons.